This is a messenger RNA of Sphaerodactylus townsendi, 3234 nucleotides long. It is a transcript of the gene SDC1, whose product is annotated as syndecan 1. Lineage: Eukaryota; Metazoa; Chordata; Lepidosauria; Squamata; Sphaerodactylidae. Gene Ontology annotation, biological process: cell migration. The transcript is spliced from 5 exons. Gene Ontology annotation, cellular component: membrane; cell surface. The record is from RefSeq and is a predicted model, not a curated record. The coding region runs from base 127 to 1155 and encodes 342 amino acids.
GCGGGCUAGGUGAGGCGGGUAGGGUUGGAUUUAUGCCAGAAGGCGCACGGUGCUCGAGCUCGGUCCCGGGGUUUCCCUUUUCCUUCCACCCGCGAUUCGGAGCAGAGGCGACGCUCGUGCUGCAAAAUGGCCAAGCUGAUCCGCGCUGGGGUGUGGUGCGCGCUGCUCUUCGGCUUCCACGCAGUCUUGGCGCAAACCACAGACUUCAAUCUACCCCCCGAAGAUCAGGACUCAUCAGGUGAUGACGACGAUUCUUUCUCUGGUUCUGGGGCAGGUUCUCUGCUGUCUAUGAAUGCCUGGGAUCUUCCACCGCAGGAAAGCAUAAACGUAUCGUUGAUCCCUUCAGUGGCUACUGAUGUGGGCUAUCAUGGACCUGAAGGCCAAGGAACAGAGAGACCUUCAGAAGACCAUCAAAGAGUACCUGUAUCCCCAACAAACAUGCAUGUAUUCCUUGUGAAUGAUCUGGUGACUGAUAAGCCAGUGAUGUUUGUAGAAGAGGAAGCGGACAUAUUCACCAAACAAGCCACAACAAGCUCUGCAGUUGUAACAGCAAGAGUCCCAGUAACUCAUAGUCCUUCCAUGCACACAGUCACUACUUCACACACUUAUAGUACUGUUGGUAUUCUUGAGCCUGAAGUCCACCCUGAUGUCCACCAUGAUAUAAGUAGCAAUGAGAAAGGAGCACCUGCCAGUGAUAUUCUGCCAACAGUUAACAGUCUGAAUUCUACCAGUUCUACCACAACAUCACUGGUUCUCAUCAAGGAUAUAUCCUCUCAGCCUGAAGAAGAGGUUUUGUCACCUGAAGAUGGAUCUGGAGUUGAGGAAGAUUUCAUGUUUAGUGUACCUGAUGAAAAAACAGAAUUUGGAAUAGAAAACAGGAUGGUGGAAGACCGUGGAACAGAAAGCAGAGCAUUCGCUCCUGGAACACCAGAUUCCAAAUCUGCAGGGGCCUCCCAAGGACUUAUGGACAGAAAAGAUGUUCUAGCAGGAGUCAUUGCUGGUGGGCUGGUAGGCCUACUGUUUGCUGGUUUCCUAGUGGGGUUCAUGUUGUACCGAAUGAAGAAAAAAGAUGAAGGAAGCUAUUCACUGGACGAACCAAAACAAUCAAAUGGAGGCUAUCAAAAACCACACAAACAAGAAGAAUUUUAUGCAUGAAUGAACUGAAUUUAAGGACACUUUGUUUGUCGCUUGGAUUUCUCUUCUGUCUCUGGACAUCGCGCGUUCUCGCUGCAUUUUAAAGGGGGAAAAGAAACAAAAAGCCAUAAGACUGAGUGAAAACCUCUGCCCCCUUGCCACUGAGAACGACUAUAUUUUUCCAAAGUCAAUCUGGAUGAAUAAGACCCUUACCUGCUUUCUUGCACAGAGAUCACCUGUAAAAUUGGACAGAGGGGAGGGGGGGGGCUAUCUUUGUCUUAUCUGAGGACUCCUGGGGGGAGAUCAAGACCAGAUUGUAUAUAGCCUUGUUGUCUUAGAAAAUGCUAAGAAAUUAGUACCGUAUAACUUGUGUAUAUUAAAGACCUCCACUCUUCAACCUUUAUUGGCCACAAGUGAAUAUUCUUUUAUGCAUCAGAAAAGCUGCUAUGUGGCUUGAAAAGGAAAAAACUGUGGAAUGGUUAUAUUGCCAAGUCACUUACCUUGCAGCUCAACACGAGAAUCGGGUGAGAAGAGGAAAGUCCCUCCAGAAAGCUGAAACAAUUGUCCAAAGUGGUGAGAUUGCUAACCCUUGGCCCUUGCUAGGCAAGGGUGCAUUUUUCUAGAAUGCCUUGGCAGGGAGAGGGAGAGAGAGAGAUCAAGAGGAGAAAUUUAUACACUGUGCUUUAGAAUCUGAAGCAACACCAACUCCUGGGGAGCGGGUAAUUUGAAAUGUGCACAUUUUUCCAGUUCCUUCUGGUCUUAAUGACGGUGUUAUCCCUGUUUGCAGUUUAUAAAGUCCAUGGUGGCCCUGUUGGGCUACCACUUGGCUAUCUACCUCUUCUGCAUUGUCUCUUCGCGAUAAUGGCUACUUCUCAACUAGAACUCCAAGCUCACCCUAGAACGCAGGGGUGUGGCUCAGAGCCGUACAGGACCAAGCAUGCUAAGAGGUAAUGAGGAACUGUUUCUGCUGCCAACACCCAGGGACUAGAAUCAUAUUAGAUUGGCAAAUAAGUGUAUUUUAUAUAGUAAGUUUCUCUGAGUAUAGGCUCAGCAUGCAGAGCCUAGGGGAGUUAGCAUCUGUUAUGUAAAUUCUUGGCUUUUAUCUCAGUCCAACUUGUGCUGGAGCAUUAACAUACGGUUCGAAGAGCAAACGUCCUCGCAAGCUAUCCUAUGUAGAAGAGAGUGAAUGAUGAAUCAUGUGCCUUCGUCUCCUGUGUGUGCCCAAACUGUAAAACAGGGUCUUGUUGGGAUGUCUAUUGGUGGGACCCUGCCCAUGAAUGUCAGCACUUCCAAAGCAGUAUUUAAACAUUUUAAGAACACUGUGUGCUUAAGCCUAGGAGAGGGGCUGUCUCUUGAAAAUAGUGGCUGAUGUAGAAUAGGUCUAGAUGUAUGAUUUCUGUCAUGUACAGGAUGACAUGGAUGUAAAAUGAUUUAUGCUAAAACAGGUGGGGUUUUUUUGUAAAGGCUUUGGGAUUUGGGGAUUUUUUUUAAAAGACAGAAAAUAUGUAUAGCAAACCACCACAGGCUUUCUUUUCAUUUCACUAUUUACACUUGUUGGCUUGCAACACACUUUUGCUUGUAGGCAAAGGCUGUAGACAGAAAGCCUGCAAAUACACUGAGGUAUUCUGUGUGUAAGGUGAGGGAGCCGGUGGGGGAAGGCCACAGUAAGAACUUUUUUUUCAAGGCCAGCCUAACAAUGUGCAAUGCCUUCUGAGUCCCCCCUGCCCCGAAGACCUUCAUCUUUCUUCCGCUGAUGGACUAAACACUUGUUUCAGUGUGUAAGAUGUGGCUUUCAAACUUGAUCUAAUCAGCACCAAUACCCAUUAUUACCUUUUUACAAUUUUCUUUUAAGUGUUGGUGUGUCCUUUCAUGUUGUGAAAAUAUGACAUUGACAUUCUUGGGCAUAGGAAGUGGCUUGUGUUUGGGAAGACUGACAAUAAAACUAAUUUUUUAACGGUCAAGUGGAAACUGGAAUCCUAGAACUGUAAACGGUGCAAAUGAACUACUAAUUUCCAAAUGCAAGUACUUAAGUUUGGUUCUCUCUUUUUUUGUAUCCCACAACCAUACACAUGCAAUAAAAAGACACUCUGCCAAAUUUAA